Messenger RNA from Caenorhabditis bovis, 681 nucleotides. NCBI's taxonomy places the organism in Eukaryota, Metazoa, Nematoda, Chromadorea, Rhabditida, Rhabditidae. The record is from the annotation of a GenBank genome assembly.
AUGGAGCCAUCUGCAAUUAGCGAAGAUUCGACCAAAAAUGGACUCGGCAAUCAGACAGUUAAAGUCAUGUCGAACACUUCAGAUCAAAAAAAUGUCAAUAAGAGAGAGAAGAUCCAAUUUGACUUUGACGUUGAGUCGGAGCAAUUCUUGAAAUGUUUCAAUGACAAGAGAUCUUCUGAUUCUGCUGACGACGAUGAUGAUGAGCUCAGAAGGCUGAAAGAUAUGUUCAAUAGGCCAUAUUUGUUGGGUUACAGCUUUCUUCCUGUUCCCAAUUUGCAAACAUUGUCGUGGCCAAUUCCGAAAUCAGCGAAAACUGCAAAGGGUGCCGAUAAGUCGUCGGCUUCGUCGGAUUUCAUAGAUAAUAUGAUAAACCCAAAAAUCAGCGAAUCGUCUUCAUCUCAGCUAGAUUUUCCGUCGCAUUUGAGCUUAAAAUGGCCAAAAUUGUCGUUGGGGUGUCCUGUGGCACACAAAAGAAAGAACAUCAAUUUUGUUACUUCACCGUCUUCGCUUCAACAAGAUUCGGAUCCUUCUGGUAUGACUGAGGAGCUCGCCAGAUUGAAAGCUCUAUUCAAAAGACCUUAUUUCGUGGAUUCCGACGUGAUUGACGAUUUACGUGCGCAAUCAUCUGGAUCUGAUGAAGAUGUUUCUGGAAUUGAGCACCGUUCCGAAGACACCGCGUAA